Messenger RNA from Conger conger (European conger), 3847 nucleotides. RefSeq names its product family with sequence similarity 102 member Bb (gene eeig2b). Bases 316 to 1452 code for a protein of 378 amino acids. NCBI's taxonomy places the organism in Eukaryota, Metazoa, Chordata, Actinopteri, Anguilliformes, Congridae. The record is from RefSeq and is a predicted model, not a curated record. The transcript has 11 exons.
GAAGGAUGAUGUUUCUUCCAGUUCGCUGCCCUGCCUAUUUUCACAGUACGAAUAUCAAUGCAACUGGUUAUGGUACCCCUUGCUAACUGGUAGCUACACCAAACAACAAGCUGGCAGCCAGUCUGCAACAAUGUGUGCGUUAAAGAAAAGAUCAGUCGUCUUCCGACGGCUCGAAAGAACUUCAGUGUUAUUUCAACAGUGGUAGAAAAGGGGUUCUUCUGCCGUCUGUGUUACAAUCAUGAGAGUGUAAAAAUUUGAACACUGAGAGGACCGACAUUUAAAGGAGACCGUCGCACCAGCCAUCAUAAGAAAUAUAUGGCUUUCAUCAUGAUGAAGAAAAAGAAAUUUAAAUUUAAAGUCGAUUUCGAACUGGACGAACUCUCUUCCGUUCCUUUUGUUAAUGGUGUCCUGUUCUGUAAAGUCCGGCUUUUAGACGGUGGUUUUUCGGAGGAGUCAUCCCGGGAGGUUGUCCAAGCCAACUGUGUACACUGGCGGAAGAGGUUCUCCUUCCUGUGUAAGAUGAGUGCCAGUGCCAGCACUGGCGUGCUGGAUCCCUGUGCUUGCAGAGUGUCUGUGAGAAAGGAAGUGAAGGGUGGAAAGACUUACGCAAAGCUAGGAUUCGCUGACCUAAAUUUGGCUGAGUUUGCCGGCUCUGGGAAUACCACUCGGAGAUGUUUACUGGAAGGAUAUGACACCAAGAACACACGUCAGGAUAACUCCAUACUGAAGGUGCUCAUCAGCAUGCAGCUCAUGUCUGGCGACCCCUGUUUUAAAACGCCUCCGUCCACUGCCAUGCACAUAGGGAUACAAGGAGACACGGAAUGUCUCCACGAAGAUCGGAAGGGAGGAGAGUCUCAGAAAACAUUUUUUGGAAUUUCAGAGACCCCAGGAAAGUGUGCCUCUGUUCCCGACGAACUGGCAGGGUGCGGCCACUCCAGAACCUCCAGCUAUGCUAGUCAGCAGUCUAAAGUAUCAGGCUACAGCACAGGCCACUCUCGCUCCUCCAGCCUGUCAGAGUUCUCUCACAGGAGGAACACCUCCAUAGGCAGCGCCUCCACCGGCAUCGCCAGCAUCCCGGAGCCCAGCGAGGAGCGGGAGCCCAGGACAGCGCCCCCCGCUGCCGCCGGCGCGGCCUGCGCCCCUGUGCCCGAGCACCCCGGCACCCCCAUCAAGAGCACCUCCUCCUCAGAGCGCCUCAACAGGCAUCCGGUGAAGCAGGACUCUGUAGAGUCUCAGCUGAAGCGGGUAGAUGCCACCCGGGUGGACGCGGACGACGUGGUGGAGAAGAUCCUCCAGAGUCAGGACUUCACCCCUGGUCUGCUGGACUCCAGUGCUGAAGAGGAGGGUCUACGACUCUUUGUCGGUCCUGGAGGAAGCACUGCGCUUGGCAGCCAUCAUCUCCCCACCAGGGUUGGCGCAGGGGCUUAUGAACAGGUGGUGAUAAAACGUUAGCCACGCGGGCGGCUCAGCUGGGCCCUAACGGGCCGAGGGCAGCAGUAGUACCCGCAGGCUGUAACUCACUUCAUUCCAGCAGCACAGUUUUUAAAACCAGGCCUGAGGUCGGCGGAAUGGACUGCGCGUACGUACGCACCGGCAGCAACAACGCCCCCUGGUGUUGAAGUGGUCAUCGGUUAAGUGAAGUCCAUGUUUGUUUCACUAGGUCAGAAAAUUUUGAUUUAAAGGGGAUUUAUUGGUGCGUUUGUGCUACGCUACAGUGUAACAUAUUGCCAUCCUACCCUGACUGAAAGGCUGUUGGAGAGACCAGAUUUAAGCUCUGUUUGAGUCAGGAGUCAAAUUCUGUGUUCUGUUCAUCUCUGCCAUAUUUCUCAUGUACAGUGUGUGUAUAUAUAGUUAGACUGUAGUUAGACAACUUUAAUUUUAAUGUCAGCUAUGGCCUUCCUGUAAUUCUCUGUUGUAUUGUUCUUGGUUCAUAUGCUGCUAAAUGGUGUUUCAACACCUGUAGUGUUGACACAUUACACAUGAAUCUAUGCUGCUCUGAGCAAUGAUCUCUGAGCUAUGCUGACAAUGGUGUUGGCCAUUGUUGUUGGGGUUAAAAACGUAAAAGCAUGACUAAGGAACUGCAAGCUCAGGAAAAAAAAGAAGACUAGAUUCACUGUGGAGGUUCACUCAGUUCCGAAGAUCCUUGAUGUUAUUGAGGUUGAAAUUCUAAUUCAGGCUCCUCUAUUGAGUUGGAAGACCAAAUGGAGAUCAGAGUGAGUUUGCUGAAGAGCUGUGGACAGUUGCUGGCUCAUACUGCAAGUGUGAUGGAGAAGGAAAGAGACUUUAAAAAUCAAGGGGUUCCUGCCAAGUAAAUUAAAUUCUGUUAAUGUAGGGCUCCAGGAAGCUGACAACCUGCUACAAGCUUAAGAGCUGAUGGACUGUGGAUUACAUGUGAUUGGUCAUUGCCAGAAGAAGUUUGAGUUGAAAAUAAAUCAUUUUUCCAGCUUAAUUGUAGCCUGUGAUUGUAGAAGCUCAAACAAAUUAGCUAUUAAUGGGAUCAACAAAUCUUACAAAGCUGUUGUAUUGCAGUAUCUGUAUGAAAUCAAAAUCCAUCUUUCUGACAUAUAGAAUGUGUAUUUGAUACUUUUCGGAUAAAUCUGAUGAAUUGUAAUGAAUUGCAGUCCAUGGGGGUAGAUGAGAAUAUGGGGAUAGUUCUAAGUAGAACUCCAUUAACUCUGCAAAAGACGAGAACAGCCAUAGCGCGAAAUAGAAAUAUUACACUUUUGAAUCAUAAGGAAAUAGAGCCAGUUUCACAAAUACUGGUCUUUAUCAUUGCAAGAAAUUGACAUUUUAAAAAAGCAAUUACACAUCAUUUGUAUGAAAAGAAAAGACAUUUGUUAACUUUCAUAACCUAAUAGAUUUUACUGAAUUUGAUCUUAGUGAUUAAUGAAUGAAGGACAUAUAUUGUCACGAAUCAUACAAACACAUCAUUUGUGCUCACAUACACUGUUAUGUGGUCAAGAGACUUAUUGGGGUUCCUGUACAUUACUGUUUGUGUAUGGCUCCUGUCACCUGGAAAUGAAUCCCAUUAAGAGUACAUGUUGUGGAAUUGACUGUUUAUUUUGUCAAGGGAAGACAUGUUUAGAAAAAGUUCAGAUAAGCCAUUUGCCCAUUCCCUACAUGCAUCAGAAGACCAAAAUGAGUGCUCUGGGAUCUUUAGUUCAGGUUUGAAGAUCCAUUUUUAUUGUUUUGAAGUAAUUUUAAUGGGGCAUGCUAAGUGAAGUCCCUGACAUAUCAACCAAUGUAAUUAUCCUGUGCUAAGUCCUCCACGCACAUGGAUACAUUUCUGUGGUGCCAAUUGUACACGUGUAAGUUCUCCAGCUUUUGAGGAACACAUACUACACCAAUGAAAUUAGAAUUGGCUCCCUACAAGGAAGAAGUUAAAUUCAGAUUAUAUAAAUAUAUAUGUAUGUGUAUGUAUGUGUGUGUGUGUUCUUUUUAAUGUUCUGUUGCACUUAGGAUACAGGAAGCUGGGGAUAGCAAGCAAAGUUACAUAAUCAGAUCAAAAAUCUGAUUUGUGUGAUCACGUCCUCUGAGCGGCUGGCUACAAAUCUGUUUUACUACUUUCCUGGAAGGCUAUUAAGCUCUGCGGAGUGAACUUACUUCACCCAUGCCAAAUUAAAUUCACACUGUGUUUCUAUACUGAAGUCUGUGGUAAAAGAUGUCUGUCUUCUGUGAUAUCUUUUUAUGGAAUUGUACAUGGUUUAUUACUGUAAAAUGAUGUUGUACUUGCCUAUCACAUGGUGUUUAGCUCCAGAGAUUUUUCUCUUAAUUAUUGGCUCUUCCUCUGUGUGCAUACUUACACAUGUACCAUUUAUUGUCAAUUCAAAUAAAAUAUUUAAAUACA